AGUUUCCGGUACCGUAUUCCUGCGUAAAAUUGUAUUUGAAAGGCGCCUAACAAUUCAUAUAUUUUUAUUUCUAUCACUUGAAGCUGAAAAUAAAAAUACGAUUCAGCGAAAAAGACAAUAUGAAUCCCAACUUCGAUGUUAUUGGAAAACAAUUUGUUGAACAGUACUACUGUGUCUUUGACAAUAAAGAAAUCAGAGGACAAGUAGCCGUCAUGUAUCAUGUGAGUAAUUUUAGGAACUUAAUAAUAAUUAGUAAAUACUUUUAAAUAGGGACUCCGUUCAAGCCAUGUAAAGUAAAUAAAUUGUGGAACAAGAUAUGUUUAGUCUUGAAAAUAAAAAUUAAGACUAAGACAAUUAAGUGGACGUUUUGGCAAGAUGCCUUCUACUGCAGACAAUACAAUAAACAACAUAAAUUUAAACUAUAAAAAUAAAAUUUAUAAAUAUUAAACUUUGGUUUUCAAAAUAUCAAAGUAGGCCUAUUCACUAUUCAAAGAUCUCAAUCAAUAAAGUCAAAAUGCAACAACCUAGGUACCCUUGGAAAAAAGUUUCCCAAAAAAUAUUAAAGUAUUACAUUUGUUUUCUAUAGUCCUAGAGAGAAAACUUCAUAUAAAUUAUUUUUUUUUUGGCAGUGUCUACACGUCCGGCGCGCCGGACGUCUAUCUCCCGCACUAUGUGUCCGGCGACCAAGUCACAUGACCGCCGUAACAAAGUGGCGAGAGAUAUCUUGUCGGUCAGCCUUGUCACGUGACUGCGAAUAAUUCAAAACUAUUGUUAAUUUUAAAAUCUAUUUCUCUACCAAGUAAUGUACUGAGUAUUUUGAAUGCAAAUAAUAGAAAAAAAAAACUGUGGAGUAGGCGUAGGCAACCAAUAAAAGUUAAAGUAAAAGAUUUCAUUUUAAAUUAUUUCAAUUGCUACAAUAUGUAAAAAUUUCUCAUGAAACUACUGUUGCUGAGGAACAUGUUAAUAUAAAUAUAUAAAAAAUAUUUUUAAUUAAAAUGGGUAGAAAAAAAACGACGCUAUUCCCGGUAUAGAUCCUCAAACCUUCCUAUCGUCAAGCAACCACUCUACCACAAGACCACACAAGCUGCACUAAACCGUACUUCGUUUGGAAUUAUAAAAACUAUUAGUCGUCCGGCCAUGUCCGGCGGUCACGUGACAAGCCGCCGGACGUAUAUCUUGCGCACUACAUGUCCGGCGCGCCGGACGUGUAGACACUUCGUUUUUUUUUUUAAUGAAACCAAAAUCAACUUUUUCUAGCUUUAGUACAUUUUGAGCUAAGAAUUUUAAAUUAAAUUUUAAAGUGUGAGUUCGUUUGUGAUUGUGGUUAUCCUUUUUUUUACCAUGAACUCUGCACUUCACCUUUUUUGUCCAGACUCCUUUGACUUUGAUCUCAUUAUUUGCUAUAACUCAUUUUUUCAUUUGGUAUUUUGAUCUGCUACUAAUUUCUAGGAUUAAUAAUAAUUCUAUGCUAUAAAUUAAAUUUUUUAUAGAAAUAAAUUACGACUCUAGCAAUUUCUGGUUGUAUAAUCUGUAUGGCUGUUGAUUUUCACUAUCGAUAAGAUGUUAAAUAUAUCCUAUUCUGUUGUUUAAGGCUAUAUAUGCUUACUGGUAAUUGACUAGGAACUACUUCUAUUGAUUGACCUCUCAAUUUUGUAACAUUACUAAUCAAUUAAUUAAACAUUCUUUGCCCACAUGUCCUUAAAAUUUUGAAUGAAACUGAGAAAUGAUUACUAUGCAAUAAUGGUAUAAAUAAUUGACUGAUGUUUUACCCAAAACAAUGUGUGCACACAGCCCUAAUUGUGGUUAAAGUGAGGCUUAGACAGACACCAUGAGUCAUGGACCCUUAUUUUCCUUUCAUUAAAACUGUGUCUACACCUACAAUAAAUGGUUUCACUUUAAUUCUGCAGUUGAGUGUCCCAAAAUAUAUUUCUCAUUCAUUUCAUUUUCCUAACCCAACUACUUGAAUUCCUGUUUAAAUUUAUUUUGUCUGCUAGAAAAUUAUAAAACUCAUUCUGUGAUAAAAUUGACGUAAUAGCAGAGAGACGAUGCCCAUCCCAGGAAUUAAUACCAUUAUGACAGUUACUGAUUUCUCAGCAGGUAGUGCAUGAGGUUUCGAAUUUAUCCUCUUUGAUACCGGAACUGCAACUAGAAGAUAGAUUUAUACUGUGUCUUGUCAAGUACAGGCUCAGACCGCCUAUGUCUGUGACGCGAUGGCCCCUGUGUGCGAAAUUGAAAGAGAACUGGGCAAAUGCUUUCUGUUGGUAUUAUAGAAUAUGUGAACUGGAAUUAUGUAUUAUGAAAGGGGCACCGCUUGCAUCCACAGGAAUUAAAUGAGCUACCUAGUGUUGAUAUAAUCACAUUGAGAAGUAUAGCGCUAUUAAUAUUUGCACGAAUGUACAUCAUUCAAAAUAUACUAAAUUGUAGGGGUGUGCCGGAAUCCGGUUCCGCCGGAUUUUGCACUAUCCUGUGAAAUCCGGUUCCGCCGGAUUUACAUGUAUCCGGAAUCCGGAAUAUACCGGAUUUCGGAAUUUGCCAGAUUUUGUGACUCACCGGAUCAUAAUCUGAAAUAAAAGUAAUUCUCUUUCCCGAAUUCCACACGAUCACGAUACAUUAAUCGAUUGUUUCGAGCGUUGAGCUUGUUUAAUGUUUAAUAUUCCGAACAUACCAGAGGCUAGAGUCAGCACCGCUAAUAGUGGCCAAUAGUGUAGGGACUUUGAUAAGAAAAUUUAAACUUUUUGUAAAAAUAAACCAAUGGCAUAGUUGAAAAGAGGUAAUUUUUUAAAGAAUUAUAACACCAAAAUCAUAUUUUUAGCUGUUGUAGCUUUAAAGUUAUGAAUUUUUAAAGUACGACUUGGUUUGUCAUUUUUUAACAUGGACUGCAUCUCCACAUUCUGUGAUCUCAUUCCGCCAAUCCCGUCAUGCGCAAUGACUAUAUAGUUUAUAUAAGGCAACGCAUUCCCUGCCUUAUCACUAAAAUACUGUUUAGACUUAGUUUAAACUUUCAACUUUGGCACAUGAAUAAUUAAUUAAAGCUUUCCCUGACCAAUGGUUUAAUAGUUUUUGCACACGGCAAACUCUUAUGAAUGAAACUCUGAGGUAGUACUACGAUACAGUUAUGCAAGUGGCUGUGAAUGGUUGCCAAUGACAACGUGUUGCACACGGUAAAUUCUGAUCAUUUAUAAUAUGGAUUCUACCGGGUUGUUAAAGCUCAAAUUAAAACUCUCCAGUUUAAAUGUCUUUAAAAUGCAUUCUGAAACACAAGUUAUCAAUUAUUUUGAUGUAAAUAGUGAUAACAAAUUAAUAUUUCCUAAGUAUCGUCAACUUCCGCCAUUAAAAAGGGGGCGUGGCCAACCCCAUGGCAAAAUUAGGUUGAGCGAGCUGCAUGACCUGCUGCGAACGCGUAGAAACAUGGCGUCUCUCGUAAGACACUUAUCCAAAUGUAACGGAACUCAAAUUUAUAUCGAAAGCACUAAUUUAAUAAUAAAUAGACACACACAUCGGAAAAUUAAAAACUCGGAUUUUUUGGCGCCGAUUGCGAAUUCCCAUACACAAAAAGUAGUAGUCUACCUUGAAUUACCAAAGUAUCUACCAAUAGUACCAAAAUCCGGAAUCCGGGAGAAACCGGAAUCCGGAUUGUUCCGGAAUCCGGAUCCGGCGGAUUUCGCAUAAGAAAAUCCGGAUCCGGUUGGAAAAAACGGAUCCGGCACACCCCUACUAAAUUGGUAUAUAAAAGAUGAAAAGGGCUUGCCUUAACUUUCCAGUUAAUCUAUAUGGUGAAUGAUGCAUCGUUUUGACCUAGGAUUUCCAAGAGUUAUGUAAAAGUGGAGAACUUCCGAUACUCUGAGACCUAUAUACCAUGGAAGACAUCCCCUACCUUCUGCUCCCACCUCUGCCUAGCAAAUUUCACCACCGAGACCUGUCACCUUGGUCACAAUAAUUGUUUAAUCGUAAACCAACUAUCGGAAACUAGAUCAAGAUGUACUCUGAAGUUAUAAGGUUGAAACAGCACACAUUUUAGACAAAAUAGUCCUUUAUAAAUAAUUUAUCACCAUUCUUAAAAAGUUUUUUAAAAAAACUCAGAUUUUUCUGUGCCAACUCCUAUUUCUGAUACAAAUUUAAUAGUAACCUUCUUUGCUUUACCGAGGCGCCAUAAUUAUAGUUUAAAUUUAAUCGUUAUCAUUAUAAUGCAAUAUUUGUAAAGGUAGGAUAUUAAGGGAUAAUAGUUUAUGUCUUUUGUCUUGGCCGUUUUUGGCUUUUGUUAACUUUAUAUUUAUAAUUACAAUAAAUUAAUCAGUUAACCUAAGUUUUGAUUUUACAGUUAUGUCCAUUUAUUUCUAUUUUGAUGUCAAUCUGUCAGCCAUCACAGUCCUACACAAAGUUUACCUCCUCCCGUCUAACACAUUUUAGAACAUUCUAAAGUUCUUUGAAGACAUUUUAAGUCAAAUUUUUACUGACUUACCAUAAAAGGACAGAUGGUUGGCAACCCUGCUAAAACCUAACCUGCCAUACAUUACAACUGCUUACAGAUUAUUACUUAGCUCACAAGAAUAUAAAUAUUUUAUCUCUUUAAAAAAUUCAAUUCCUAUGAUUUAUCUCCUUUUACUACAAGUACAAAGUUCGUAUCCGGAAAUUUUGUUGUCGGAAAUUUGAUUGAACGGAAAUUUGGUGGAAUCUUAUUUUCAGUUCACACAUUAAAAUUUUGAUUCAAAUUUCUUUUAAACGCAGUAUUUUGUUUUAAUAUAUAGCACAGAGCGUUCAAAAAGAAAUUUGGCAAAAUUGUGGAUUUGGUUACAGUUAUUUAGAGCAAAUUUCAAAUUUAAAGAAUGAAACUGGAAUCAACUUUUUAACUUAAGUAUUUUUUGAGGCACAAGUUGGAGCUUGUUUGGUAUUUUCUACUAUGGACGAAGCCUCCACAUUCUGUGACCUCAUUCUGCUGAUUGUGUCUUACGCAGUGACUGUAUAGUUUAUAUAAGGCAACGCAUCCCCCUUAUUACUAAAAUACUAUUUAGGGACUACUUAUUUUGAACUUUUAACUUUGGCAUAUAACUAUUUAAUUAAAUGGUUUAAUAGCUUUUGCACACAGCAAACUCUUAUAAAUGAAACUCUGAGAUAGUUCCACGGCAUAGCCAUUAAGCAAGUGACCAUGAAUGGUUGCCCAUGACGUUUUGCACACACUAAUUAUGGUCAUUUAUUAUACUACCAGGUUUUUAAAUCAUCGAAUUAAAACAUAUUUAUUUAAAUUACUUCUAGGUUCAUUCUAAAACGCAAGUCCUGUAUUUUGAGAAAUAAAUAAAUUAUUUUAUUAUGAAAACCUUGUUUAUAUGUUCUUUGCUAUUUCUUCUUGCGGAGUUCAAAAGCCAGCGAUUGGUAAUGGGGAUUGAGAUAACCGGGGUUAAGUGGCAAAUUUGGCAGCCUUUUGUGCUUGGGAUAUUAUGGUUCGUAACAUAAAAAACCAACGUAACAAGAGGAGAAAAUGCUAAGACAAACAGAGAAUGUGGCAGUUCCACUUCAAAAACGUCGACAUAACGGGGUUGGCAAGUUAUCCGAGGUCGAGAUCAGCAGGUUCGACUGAAGUAUUUAUUUUACAAAAUGCCCAAUUUUUUCACUAAAAAAUACCCAAAAGAUUAAAUAACUUGCAAACUUUGGAUUAAAUCCUGAUAUCCCAGAGUGAUUUUCAAGAAUGAUCAGAAAACGCAGAUUUUCUAAAACGGAUCCAGCUUUGCAAUCCCUAGUUCAUGUCUCAUCAUGUGCCCUCUGCAAGUUGCAUUUGACUAUAGUCCAGUGUCGAUUGAUGAUUAAAUAUAGAAAUGAGAAUGCUUUGGUAAUAAAAUUAUCUAAAAUAGUGGACAGCAUUGAAUUCAUUAAUUGAUAAAGUUGAUUUUUUAUUGGCCCAAUGAUAUGCAAGGAUGUGGGCAGUGUUAUUAAUGAUACAGGAUUUUGUCUUGGUGACCAGUUCAGAUAUUUAUAUACUGUAGUAAGAAUGAAUGUCAACUUUGCCAUGGUUAAACACACCUCAAAAAUAAUAUAAGUGAAGUUUGGAAGUUACAGCUACUUAUGAAUCACAUACUGAUAUUAAUCGUUAUACCAGGAAGAAUCUAUAAUAUGGAUAACUGAUUUUGCAAAUUUGGCGCCUUUGACUCCCCAGGCAUCAACCCUUUCUAUAAUUAUUAUGAACUAAAAUAUUGUUUUCAUAUUUGCUGAUUGAAUGCACACCAUUUAUUUUCUCUUUACAAAUGUCUGCAUUAAAAAGGAAGUUUUUGAUCUAUGUUCUGGACAUAUUUCUUUUUUUCAUAUACUAGUAAUAUCAAAGUAUUUAAAAUAAUUUUGGGUGUGAGCUGUGUUUUAGACAAUUUUUUAUUUUUUUUGGUUUAUUUUCAUAGCAUGAAAAGGUAAGUUUGUGUGUGUGUGUGUGUUGAUGGUGGGCUUUUGGAAAAUAAUGUUGUUUAUAAUUUUAAAAUCUUUGUAUUGUAUUUUUUUUUUUUUUUUUUUGUUUGUGAAGUAAAUGCCACUUUCCUUUUCCCUAGUUUGUUUUCUCAUUCCUCUUAUUUUUAAAUGGAAAAUAAUGUUGUUUAUAAUUUUAAAAUCUUUGUAUUGUAUUUUUUUUUUUUUUUUUGUAUGUGAAGUAAAUGCCACUUUCCUUUUCCCUAGUUGGUUUUCUCAUUCCUCUUAUUUAUAAAUAAGUUCUUUAAUUCUGAGAAUCAGUAAAAUUAUAAAUGCAGAUUGACUGGUAGUUUGAAAUAGAAAAUAAUUUAUUUCAUUUUUUUCCUUUGAUAUUUUACUUUUCUCAGCCAUCUGAAGCCUUGUUGACGUUUGAAGGCCAGCAGUUCCAGGGAAUUGAAGCAAUAGCAGAAAAAAUGAAGGUACACAUGGGAUAUAAAUCUUUUUUAAAAACUCAAAAACUAUUUUAUUUUGUAGAUUUUUAAUAAAUGUAAGUUGUUAUAUAAUUGCACAAAUAGAUAUUCAUAGAGAUUAUUUAGAUCUAUUGUAAAUUUUCUACCUAAAUUGAUCUCGCAAGAGGACACAAUCACUCAAAUGUACUUAUAAUGCUUUUUAAGUUAAAUAAAAUAAUACUGGUAAAAGAAUCUGUAAUGUAAUGUAGUUCCGGCACAAUGCAUUAUUACUAUUAAUACUAAGGAAUGAAAAAGGUUUUUGUUUUUUUAGAAACAUCUUUUUGUUUUCAAUCUGUUUUAAUCAUUUCCACAGACUAUCCCCAUUGAUAACAUGUUUAGACAAAUUACAACAAUAGAUUGUCAACCUACAAUGGAUGGAGGUGUUUUAGUCAAUGUAAUUGGUCAACUUAAGGUAUUUUUGUUUAAAUUUGUUUCAUUAAGCUUUAACCAGUUGAUAAAUUUUUUAAAUAGUGUAAUUUUUAUGGUUUAGAACAGUGGUUCCCAAAUUUUUAACCCUGUACCUGUCAAACCAAUUUUAGCAUUUUCUUAUGCCUUCUCAAAAAUGACUAAAUCCCAUACCUAGAUGAAUUCAGAGUCCCUUCCAAGGAUACAUUUUCUGAAGUCAUCAUCAUUAUCAGUGGCGCUACACCCCAUGUAGGACCCUGGCCUGCUAUACACCAUCCUUCCAUUCGGUUUGAUCCAUGGCUUUCCGCCUCCAUGGGUGAACCCCCAACUGGUGUAAAUCCUUCUCUACAUCGUUGAUCCAUCUCAGUCUUGGACGACCAGUGAGGCUUCUGCCUCCCUUCUGCCUGUAUAUCACUUUUGCUGCUCUACAAUCCAGCAUCCUUUUAAUAUAUCCUGCCCAGCGCUGUCUGCCUUUUUUUUUUUAUUGUUGCUAUUAUUGGUGGAUCUUUGUUCAAUUUGGUUUGUAAGGAUUCUCCAGACAUCAUUUUCUGAUAUGAAUUCCAUUUCGGUUAAAAUUAUUAAAUCCAUUUUUUAUUAAUUAAUAAUCCAGAACAUAUACAAAGAUAAAUAUCUUCGAAUCUCUUUAGAGUAGGUAUUUGGGAUCCAAUCUUUUUUUUUUUCAAUUCAAUUUCCAGCCUUUCCCAAACAAAUUAAUCUGUAACAAUAAGACUAAGCUUAGGGCUGAAAUUGUCAAUAUCCGACUCUUAUGUCACCAUCACCUGCUAGAACUAAUACUGUCCUUACUAGCAGCUGGAAUAUGUCAAAUCUUACAUUUUAAUUGAUUUGAAAUAAUUCCAAUAAUGAAAGGCUGUCUUGAUUUUCAUUUGCAAUCUAGAGGGUGACCCUUUCAGCAUCAGACUUAAGAGCAGUCAUAGAUUAGCGAAUUUCACACCAUAUUAAUCACAAAACAAGCCCUGAUAAAAGCACAUUAACACUGAACACACUGAUAGAAAUGGAAAUAGGAAGCAAACUCUUUUGUAUAGAGUGAUUUCUGAUAAGCCAAUAUACAUUAUAUCAUUCCCAUUUUUAAUGACCAUUUUGCUAGUAGCCAAUAAUAACGGCCUAUCAUCUAACGUUAUGACAGUUAAAGGGUUAAACAGUUAUCAGCAAGUGAGUUACUGAUUUGCACUAGGUCGCUAGAUGUUGCAUCUUGUUUAUAAUAUUUAAUUAUAAAUUUGUAUGAUCUCAUUGCUUUUUUACUUUGUAAAUUCUACAGAACAACUCUGAAAAUGACAAGGUGUUGGGAUUUUCUCAGACGUUUGUGCUCAAGCCUGCUAACAACUCAUUUUUUAUCUUUCAUGACAUUUUUAGAUUGGUUAUACAUAACAUGUAAUCUACAUUGAAGGUAGAAUACUUUAUAUGAAACAACUUAUAUAGUGUGCCCUUCAAUAAUUUGAGGUUGUCUUACCAUAUUUAUACUUUGGUCUGCAUGCUGUCAGCCUUGUUGGUUUAACAUCUACCAACACAAAAUAAUUUUAUUAUUCAGAGGGUGCAUUGUACUAAUUAGAAAUGCUGAUUUUUGUCCCCAACUAGGUUUUAUUCUUGAGACUGAUUUAAAUUUGUUUUAUUCAUAUUUCUUUAUGUGGUAGCAUGUUUUAAAAUUAACUGCAAUUCUCAUGUUUAAAAAAUAAUAAGUAUCAAAAUUGUAUUUGUCUUCAUUAGGAUGAAUAAUUCUAGUUAAUACUUCAUUUAAUUUUUCGGGAAUUUGAAUAAAAUUAUUCUAAUUUAUUAAUUAUGCCUUAUUUUUAAAGGGUUUAUUUACAGGAAAUACUUUAUGAUUGAUUAUAUGUUACUUGAUUGUAUGGUACGUUGUAAUAAUAUGCCAUGUCGACCCUUUCUAUCAAAAACAAAACAGUCAUUUUUAUGUAACUAACGAGGUAUUUUUAAAGAAACUGACGUGGAGGUGUAAAGUAGACACCUAUUUGGCAUCUUUACUACUAUGUCUUCUUACAUAAGUUUUUUAAGUUUGAGAUGCUGGAGAAGUUUACCCAAAAGUCAAUCAAUUAGCUUUAUGACAAAUUGUUUAGAUUUUAUUUUCCUUGUUAAUGUCUUACAGUACAUGUAACAUUCUUCUUUUGAGUAUUUUGAAAAUAGGUUUAAACAUCACCGUAGUAGAUUCAAAUUAUUUCCUUUCAAAAUUUUUUUAUUUUUUGAUUGUAUAUUUGAUACCAGAAAUAGUAGGUCUGUCCUUGAUAAAAGUUAAUUUAAAGGAAUUUGUAAAUCUUUUGCAUUCUAUUUUUACUUUUUUUUAAAGAAAGAUAAAGAAAUAUUUACCCCACUUAACAGCUGCUUAAUAGAGUUCUACUCAUUUUUUUUAAUGUAAAAUAUUAUUUAAAGGACAUUGCUAAAUAAAUAUGAAAUCACUUGGUCAUAGACAAGUAAACCUGAUCUUAAAAUUGUCAGCAUGCCAAUACUUUGAUAUUUCUGAUUGCAACAAAAUAGUUGUGCUUAAGAUGGUAUCUAACAUUAGACCAAUAUACAACUGUUCAGUAGUUUUUUUAUUUAAAAUAAAUUGGACAUUCGUGAAAGAAGUGGGGAGAUAAAAAAAUAUUUGGCAUUUAUUUUCAUAUGUUAAAAAGAAUAAAUGUAGUAAUUUUAAAAAAAAGACACUUUGUAGUUGUAGCUAAAUAUUUUCGUUUAUUAAACCCUGUGUUUAAGUAUUAUCUUGAAUUUUCUAAUAUGCGGAUCUAAGUAAAGAAAGCUUUUUAUACAUUUGUUCUUACUCCCGUUUAAGUGUCUAAGAAUGAAUAAAAUUUUCAUAUUUGUAAUUGCAGACAAAAAUUUAUUAUUUUUUAAGGUUAUGAUAAUAGAGGUGUGUGAAUUUUAUUACCUAGUAUGUUGUUUUCAGCAGUUUGGGCAUAAAAGUGUUUUUGGUUGGUGGCUACCAAUAUUUGUUUUAUGCUUAAAAGAAAUAACAUUUAAAUAAUCAUUUAUAAAUUGGGUUUAAGUGCAGAGAAAAACUAUUUUCAUAAAUUGCACAGCAUAAGAUGUUCAAUAAUCUCAUCAAUGUUUACAAGGUUAUUCAGAGAGCAUAAAUUUGAAGGUUCUCAAAACUUGCUUGCCUACUGGUGGUCAAGUAACCCAUGUAAAAUGAUGAUUUCUUUUGUACAUUUCAAUGAAGUAUGUGUCUUAAAAUUGAUAUUUAACUAAGUGUUGACCAUAGAAUUAUUUAGUUAACUAUAUUUUAAUUAAUUUUUUUUAAUGAAUGUCAGACAUGAAGUUAAUUUAUCUAGUGUCUCAAUUUUAGUCAGUAGUCAUUGCAUUUCAUUAGAUUACAAAGUAAGGAUUAGUGUCACAAAUCAAAUUAGACAGUAAAUGUCUAUUAAUAAAUAAGGAAGAAAAGGUUCACUAUAACCCCAAAAAGCUCAUACACUUCAUAUCAGAGCCUCCAGAAUGGUCAGUAUGAAAAGUUUAGUGUGUACCAGUACCAUAAGUACUUCAAAUACUUAAUUCAUUUUUUUAUAUUUUUUUUUUUAAACAGUCCUGAUUAUUGUGUACAGACUUUUCAAAUAAAAAUCAUUUUAUACUUUAAGGUAGUUGGUUUUUAGUAAGUCUUCUGUUAUUGUCCUUUGAUUGAAAUAAAAACUUAAUAAUUAUGUUUCCAGGUAUCCAAUGAAAUUGUCUUACUUCAUGAAUAGUAUUUAAUAUAAUUUUACUGUGUUGAUUCGUUCCCAGAUUUUGCCUUUUUGACACUGACAGUAACUAUUUCAUAUUCUCACAAAUUAUGUUUGUUAUGAACAGUUGUAAAAUCUUGUGCUUGAGGUUAAAUAACAAUAAAUAGGCAUACAAAUAAUCUUCAGCACCUUGACCUCUUUUUUUCCUCUUUUUUUUGUUACAUUCGAAAGGCUAACAUAAUGAAAGGCACAUUUUCUUCAAGUUCACUCAAUUCACUUCAUAAAAAAUAUUAGGUACCGGUACCUGUAGACUAGGGUGGUCCUCUGUUCCACUACACGAAACACGAAAAUAAUUCAUGCAAAUUUUCAGGUAAAUUGAAUCAUGAUUAGGGAUCACUAAAGUACUGGUAAGUUAAAUUUGGUCAUUAUUUUUUUUAUGCCGUAAAGGUAAAACAAGUAGAAAAAAAUGGUCAUAAUAUGUAAAAUGGUGCAACAUGUGAAGAAAUGAUAUUUAACAUUUUCAGUACCGGUAAUAGUAUUAGGUGUGUGAAUGUGGGAAUAAAUCAGCUGCUUGUUAACAAGCUGAAAUCCAGUACUAGAGAGUCCUAAGUAUCUGCUGUUGUAAAGGCAAUGUGCUUUGAACUUUGAUACUAGUUCAAGUAAUACAGGUCAUAUAAGUUGAGCCUGCCUCAAGAAAAAAAAUUGGAAAAUCUGGUGAGAGUAUGGGGACUGCAACUUCUGGUCCUGACCUGCCCAUCUGUACUGAAAGUGCUUCAACCAAUCAUACAGCAAAUUGAUAAAUAUAGUUAAGACAUUGGUGCUGCUACGAACAAUGAAAUAGUUGUAGGCAGUUUAAUAUUUGGCCAGGACAGUCUCAUGGAAUUCGCAGUUGGGGAAACUUGAAGCUAUGCAACCCAGAGAUGAUUACAAAGAAUUUUUUGAGUUUGUCAUUAUAUUUGUAGGAGAAACUAGAAACUCCUCCACGCAUUUGAGCCCUG
Lymnaea stagnalis (great pond snail) is the source of this 11967-nucleotide messenger RNA. Lineage: Eukaryota; Metazoa; Mollusca; Gastropoda; Lymnaeidae. The record is from the annotation of a GenBank genome assembly.